This is a messenger RNA of Coregonus clupeaformis (lake whitefish), 1152 nucleotides long. Its product is annotated as E3 SUMO-protein ligase PIAS1-like. Lineage: Eukaryota; Metazoa; Chordata; Actinopteri; Salmoniformes; Salmonidae. The transcript is spliced from 2 exons. The coding region runs from base 599 to 1027 and encodes 142 amino acids. The record is from RefSeq and is a predicted model, not a curated record.
CUGAACGCCAUCCAGACUACUGUCUGUUUUGGUCCUGCUGAACGCCAGCCAGACUACUGUCUGUUUUGGUCCUGCUGAACGCCAGCCAGACUACUGUCUGUUUUGGUCCUGCUGAACGCCAGCCAGACUACUGUCUGUUUUGGUCCUGCUGAACGCCAUCCAGACUACUGUCUGUUUUGGUCCUGCUGAACGCCAGCCAGACUACUGUCUGUUUUGGUCCUGCUGAACGCCAUCCAGACUACUGUCUGUUUUGGUCCUGCUGAACGCCAUCCAGACUACUGUCUGUUUUGGUCCUGCUGAACGCCAUCCAGACUACUGUCUGUUUUGGUCCUGCUGAACGCCAGCCAGACUACUGUCUGUUUUGGUCCUGCUGAACGCCAGCCAGACUACUGUCUGUUUUGGUCCUGCUGAACGCCAUCCAGACUACUGUCUGUUUUGGUCCUGCUGAACGCCAGCCAGACUACUGUCUGUUUUGGUCCUGCUGAACGCCAUCCAGUCUACUGUCUGUCUACACCCCUUUUCUGACCUGGUGUUCUGUUCUCUCCACAGUGUGUUGAACCUCCACAGCCAGGCGUCUCCGGUGGCCAGAGCUCCCAGCAUGCCUCCUGUUGAGACCAGCUACAUCCCCCCUCCUCCCCCCCUCAUACAGGAUUACAGCCACUACUACCACACCCCCAGCGACCUGGACCUCAACUUCUUCUCCUUCCUCCAGGGAGACAACCAUCAGCAUUACAACAUGGUGAUGGCUGCAGCAGCGGCGGCCUCGGCCUCAGACGACCACGACCUGCUCCUCAACCGCUUCCUGCCCUAUAGCUCCUCCCAGAUGUUCCUGGACCAACCAGGGACCCCCGGGGGCGGGAGCAGCGCCCUGGCAGCAGCCAAUGGGGGCAGCAACAGCGGCAGCAGCUCCAGUCUUGUUUCAUCUAAUAGUUUAAGAGAGAGGGAUGGAGACAGGGAUAGCCACUCGAGCAGGUCUGACGCAGCCGUCAUAUACGGCUCCAUACCAGACGUGAUCUCGCUAGACUGAAGGGAAGGGGGGGGUGUUGUCCACACAGAACUGAAAAACAACUCGAGGGAGAAAAUAUAAACAGAAGGGGACGACGAAAGAAGUAAAAUAAAGGAGAAGGAAACUAUGCUAUGUACAGAGAGGAA